GCUGAUUCUGAUCCAGUUGGUCAGCCAGUGAGAGAGGGGGAGAGAGGGGUGAGGGUGCGAGAAUGGCGGCCGUGCAGUGCACCAGAUGCACGGCAGAAAAAAGAGGGUUUCGGCGGGAACUUGAUUCUUGGCGACAUAGACUGAUACACUGCGUUGGAUUUGAGAGUAUUCUGGAGGGAGUCUAUGGCCCAUUGCUGCUGAAAGAUCUACAUUUAUUUAACGACUGUGAACCUGAAGAGGUGGAUGACUGGUCUGCAGAAGCGAGCUGCUCCCAUUGUUCAUUCUGUAACGUUCCACUGGACAAACUUAGCGAUCAAGCACCUGCAGCCACAUCGCCUCUCUCCUCCCCCUCAGAUUACUCUCCGUGUCAGACCUCAACUAUCUCCGAGAGCAGCCAAUCAGCGCACAAGUUCCUUCAAGCUGUGUUUCACAAAAAAGAUGUGACCUUAGACUGUGAUUCAAAUGUUCCACUGGUGGCCCAAAGGCUGAUGAAGAAGAUGAUACAUCAGUUUGCUGUCGAGUAUGCAUCCAAAUGUCGGCUCCUCGCCAGUACAAAUGGUGUCGCUAGAUGCUCAUCAUCGUUGUCAGAAACAUCAGAUGGCCCUUUGGAUCUCACAGUAAGCCGAACACUUGAAGCAAAAGAGAGAAAAGUUGAACCAGAUGGUGUGCUGGAUCUCUCAAACAGAAACAUUUCAAGCUUAACAACUUUGUCAUCAUCUGUUCACAAAGCCUCAGGUUGCAGGCUGUCAUCAAUUCCAGAAGAACGAGGAGUGGGACAACAAGGGGCGAGGAGUUCUGCGUUGGAUGCUGUUCUGCAUUCUCUUUGUCCAGCUCACAGAUCCUUGCUGUACCAGUUUUUUAAGCAUGCUAGCCAGGAAAACAUGUUCCUUAAUCAUAGAUGUGCUGGUCAGAAUGAAUUUCACUGCUGUCAUUGUGGUGUGGGCCCACAGGAAAGAUCAUCCAAUUCAGUCCUUUCUAUUGAAUUGAAUGAAUCUCKAAGUAUCAACGUGUGCUGCUCUUCAAGUGGUUGUGAUCACAGCCAUUGUAGUGUUGGGUACCAUCCAGGGGACUCCAAGUCUAGCUGUUGCACCUACCACCAUCCUUUUAAAGUCUGUAACAGUGAAGGUCAGAGAGGCUCAAGCUGUGGCUGCAUGCAGAUUUGCAGGGUGGAAGCUUAUUCUGGUCCAUGCUCCAAGAGAUUACACUGCAGUUCCUGUCAGAUCUGGGCAGCAGGCCACAGAAACAACACAGAGAGUUUAUCUGCAUCCACUCCUCUGCCCCAUUCUUGUACAUCCUCCCCCAAAUACUGCUCAUCUGUAUUUUAUAAGCACAGCACCCACUGUUGUUCCUUUGGUCAACCCCAUGUCUGUCUGACACAAGCCAGGAAUACAAAAGAAAAAGAUUUCAAAGAGAGGGAUUAUUGUUGGACUGCCCCAAACAGGGAGCAGAGCCCCUCUCCUCCCCCUCUUUCCCCUAUUCCCUCAGAUGACUGUAAGAAAACCAGUGAAAAGCCACCUUCUCUCUUUCGCCUCAGACAGACCGAGGAAGCUGAUCUAAUGGUUAAAAACAGUCCUGCUAGUGUGAGUUGCAUGGCUGCAGAUCUGGAUACAGCCGCAAAGAUGGAGCUGCAGUGUAGGACUGCAGAAAGUAGCCGGGCAGAGCAGAACCCAAGCGGGACUUUACUCCAAGAUGUUAUGAAUCGCUUCAGUCAGAAACUGGAGACUAUCACACCUCUGGACAAGGACCCCACACUAGUUUCCACAGCUUACCUUGUUUCUGAGAAGGAACAGUCACAAUUUCCAUCAACCAGUCAGAGCCUACCGUUUAAUGGUGAUGCUCAUAUAACUGAAAUCAUUACCACCGUGCUUCACACAGGUAAUGCUAGUGACUACAACCUUAAAGAGCUGUUUAACCGCCACGAUAACAGAGAGCCCAAGUCACCCAAUACACGUUCCCGACGGCGGAGGGAAAUUCAAAAUGCUUUAGCAWCACCUGCCGAUGAUGCUUCUUCAAGAAGGCAUAACUUAGAAAUAAAACGAAAGCUUGCUAUGCUUGAGCCAUCGUGCAACAGAAGCAAGGUGGGCCUAGCCAAGAGAGCAAGGGUGAAAAAUGCAGCGGUUUCCAUAACCACAUCAGGCGCUUCCUCUGACCUAAAUUUCAUAAAAGAUAUGUCUAAAACUAAAACCGAAGAAGCAAAGGAGGAGGGAAAAAAGGGAGAAAUAUUCCAGGGGCAAAACAAGCCUGCUGUCUCUAAUACUCAGCAUCCAUCUGAGCAGCAGAACAGGAAUAAAACACCAGACCCACAAAGCGAUCAUGUAAAAACAGACGGGGUAGCGGUGGCUGUCAAACAUGCCAAAAACAGUCCWAGUCCUUGCAAAGUGAAUUGUAAGCAUAGAAAUGUGUCAAGUAAUGAGAGUCAUGAAGAAACCUCUUUAGUUCAAAGCAACACGAGCAAUACACCAGAAAAUGUGACACACAGUUCUGUUAGAGAAGUUGAAAAAUGUCAGUCUGAUGAUUCUGGAGCACAAAGGAAAUCUGCAAGAAAAAUAGUCCUUCCACAGCGAUUUAACUCUUUCAUUACAUGUUACAUUUCUCCAUUUAAAAAUGCAGAUGCUAAUGAUGCCCAACCUAAGUCAAGAAAUGAAGCCCCCCUGUCUUCAAAUGAGGACUCGGGGGAACUUAUUUUUAAAUCAACACAAAAAGAACCACCUGGACCAUCACACACACAGUCAAAAGAUCUGGGCCAUGUUUUGGCUGAAACUUCAACUAUGACAAAGGCAAUUUUGGAAAAGCAUAGUCACGAAAAAGAAACUGAUGCUAGAAGACUAAGAUCAUCAACAAAAAAAUUGCAGGUUUCAAACAAUAACCAAAGCUCAUUAGAUGAUAACAAUAUUGAGUCAGCCUGUGUUGAUAUUCCUCUUGUUCCCCAAGUCCAGUUCAUAAGUCCAAUUAAGCUCAUGUUUGUAACACCAGUAAAAGACAAAGAAGGAGUUAAAUACAGUCUCAAAUCAGCCAGUAAUGGUUCUACUUCACAAGCAGAACCUUUUGACCCUUGUGAAGAGUCUUCAUGGUCAGGAACACCUCCGAGGCACAAAAGGCAGAACAAAGGGAGUGCAGCAUUACCAGUAAAGUCAGUUCUCACACCUAUCAACCCUUUAACCCCACGUACAUCACCUGCUUCUUCACCGUCAAAGUUGGCAUCGUCACCGACGUUGGCCUCUUCUCCGAAGCCGACCUCUUCUCCAAAGUCGGCAUCUUUUCCAAAACCGACCUCUUCUCCAAAGUCUUCAUCUUCACCCAGGUCAGUCACCUCAUCACCUAAGAUUAGAAGAUCAGGUGAUGGUACUCCACCUAAGCGUUUGUCUGAGCCAGAGUCUCAGCGAUUAUCAGGUGACUUGCCCUCUCUCUGUGAAACCACUCCUCCAAAAAGGGGUCCAGGCCGACCAAAGAAGCUGGGACCACAGCCGGAGCAAAGAGUGAAGAGGCCCAUUGGUCGUCCACCUAAACAGAAAACUGUAGGAGCUGUUGUUGAGGCAAAACCACUGAAUGAAAAAGAGUCUCUUUCAUCUCAUGAGGAUAACGUUGUCAAGAACCUCAAAAUAACUGUCUUGUAUGGUCGUUCAAGGAGAAACAUACGAAUGGUGUCUGAGAGUUUUGACCAGCUGCAGAAAGGCCAUGCUGUAAAAAAUGAGAGGGACUUGGCCACUUUAAUACAUCGUUCUAACAGUAGCUCAGGUACCAUUAAAACAGGCUCAGCAGAGUUGAAUCUUAUUAGUCUUGUUAAAGAGUGUGUCCCUCAAUCRAACACCAACAUCAAAUAUCAAAAGCGGGAACAAUAUGAACCCUUAAGGAAGCCAGGGAGGCCUGCAAAAAUUAAAAUCUCUGGGAUCUCAGUCACUGUUGCUACAGUUUCACCUCGGCAGCGCAAAAUUCAGAUGAAUAAAGAUACUGCGCAGUCAUCUGAAACACAAGCUGCAAAGAAAGCCCUCCUACCAGAAUUCAAGUCUGCAACAGAGCCUUGCUCAAUCAGCUGUCAGUUAUCAAACAAAACUAAUGAAACUGAGGUUUUAGAAACAACAAAAAAUCCAGCUGAACUGGCAAGUCCACCUGUAGCAGUGCGGCACUCAAUGAGGGAGAGAAAACCCUCGAUACACUUCCUGCACGCCGUUGCGACCUCCACAUCUAGAUCGUACAGUUGCAGCAGUGCUCUGCUGCGCCGCUCUAAAAAACUUCUGCUGACCAAAGCAAGCAACGAAAGGAAACAGGAGGAGCAGCAGAGUGGUGCUGAAACUUCAAGGGAGAAAAGACAGGUCUGUGGGAAAGAAAGGGAAAUCGUCGUCCGAGAUCUGAGCAAAGUGGCACGGGUGUCAUUAGAUUCAAUCUUUAGCCCAAAGGAGACGCUGCGCUGGUGGGCACCAUCAGCAGAGGAAAAGACAAUGAACCAGGAGCUUGCCAGGCGAAUACGGGUCAUCUCCAACACAUGGGUCUCAGACUCUGUUGAUAAACGAGACAAAGGACCAGCCUUUAACUCUAAACUAGACACUGAAGGGAACAACUCAUUUACCAGGAAGUCGAAGAAAUCUUCAGUGGUUCGUACGCUGUUCGACUGUUCGCCCAACAAACCGAGGUCGUGUAGCAUGCGGCAGAUCUGCUCCUGGUUCAUGGAGACCACAGAGACACAGUCUCUGGCUAUUGUAAAGAAGGCAAGCUCCCGAAAUCCUUAUGAACUUAUGCACUUCCCCCGUUCCGCCAAUAAAACUAGUGUUUGCCAGAGUCCUCAGGCAGAGCGGCUCCGCAAACACAUCAAGAAGUUUGCCAAGACUGUUCCAAAGAGUCCUCUGCAGCAUCAGCAGGCUCAGCGCCGACUGAGGAAGAAGAGAAGGGUUUGUAAGGUCAGACGGCAACUUUUUGUUUCUAGCUUUGCGGUGAGCAAACGCAGUCGAGGAGUCAUGUGGUGGAGAUGCACUUUGUCAAGUAAAUUUUGGGCCACUCUGGGUAGAGCAAGAAAACGAUUUCUGACCCAGAAAGAAAGGGAAAGAUGGCAAAAGAAGCAGAGAAACAAGAAAAAAGUUAAAGUAAAAACAUCUUUCUCAAAUGAGCUCGUAGCAACUGGACUACAAUCGAACCAUAAAGCAUCAUACAGAUCAGCAAAAGCUCUGUUCUCAGACUGUGCCAGGAAUAGUCCUCCCUCCUCUUCUGGCAGCCAAACUCAGGAGCAUGUAGAUGUUCAACAGGGGCAGAAGCUCUCCUCCAAAGCCUGGAGUCCCGAGACUCUGAAGGAAUGCCGCGUGUUUCUCAGGAAGAUUAACUCUCCAGGCAACGAGUCAGCCGAGGAGUGGGACUCCUGUACUGUGACACUGGACGACGGCUCGCCUUCGGCGUACCUUUAUGCAGGAAAGGAGAAGGAACUGGAAGGAGUUGUUAAAGCUGUGAGAAGUGAACAAAAAAUGAGCAUGAAGACGAGGGCUGCCUCAAGAGAACCAACGGGUUCUGGACCUAAAUCAGCCCAGGAGCAGGAUGUAGUUCCAGUGGGGAGGAAGAGGAGCAAACUCAAACAUCCCGGGGUUGAGUUGCAACAACCACCAGCAAAACUGUUGAGACAAUCGCGAAUGCGGGGCCUGACGGGGCCGAGAUGGUGCGACUUUGUGUUUGAAAACUAAAUGAAGCAAGAGGCUGCCUGCUGGAAAUGGGACUGUGGUUUAACGUGGUGCCUUUGGACAUUAAGCUGACCACCUGGACUGACCUUCUGACAAAGGUUUAGUUCAUUCAGCACUCAUGUAGCAGUCUAACUUAAAAGCUUGAUGUUGCACUAUUUUUACCCAUAUUGAACAUGUUGUUUUUUUGUCAUCUUGCCUUUGGAAUGUGUAUAGAACAAUUUAUUACAUCGGAGUUUUGAUGGGAUUUUUAUAAAGUGAGCCCUGUUCAAGUUGCUUUGGAGGGAAAGGAAAAGCUUGACUGCAUUAAAAAGGUGUUUUCUCCCCUAGAAAACACCUCAUUACGAAGGUUAAAGCAACUUCUAAAUAACUUAAAUUUUUUAUUUUUUACUGUUUUAAGACACUCCUACUCCAAACCUUAACCUUUAUUUAUAUAAAAAAGUCUUACCUUAACCCUCUUAAUAUUCUAAUUAAUCAUUUGCUUUAUGUUAAAGUUAAGGGUAAAAUUAGUGUUAAACUUUCAAAUCCGAGCCAUUGUUUUGUUUUUUUUACAGUGUGUGUAAGCCAUACAAUGUAUUAAAAAAAACAACCAUUUGUUCUCACUGUCUGACAUUACAUCAGACUAAAUAAACCUUGCUUCUUUCAGUUAAGUUAGGAUUCCCCAAAUUAUUUCUUUUUGUAAAUGCAUGAAUAAUGCGAGUGUGAGAGUAAAACCCUUCAAGGAACAAUUUGUUAUUGAAGAAUAAACCAGAGUUGUGGAGGUCAACAAGUCUCUCUUACUGACAUCUUGGCUGAUAUCAUUUAUUUUACCGCACCCAAAUACUGUCACAAAGAAGCACUGUGUUUGAGUUGUGCCUCUACUGAACUCUAAUGUUGUCAACUAACAAAUAGUUUUGGGAAUCCUGAUCUAAAAGAGGAAGUUUAGUUUGAUUUAAUGGCAGUGACACUUUCAAUGAAGGAAUUAUUUAAAUCUUCCCAUCUAUGAUGACUUGUUUAUGGCUCCAAUCUGAGCACCAUCUUCACCUACAGUGGUUUAACUUAUACCAAAACUGAACAGUGCAUUUUUUUUUACACCAAACUGCAAGUUCUUACCCCACAGAAACAGGGUUGUAUGUUAAAAUAAUUCCAUUAUAUCGCUUCAGAACAUAUUUUGUUUUACUGGUUUGAGGGGGUCUGUUUAACAGAUGAGUGUCUCAUUUUCACCCACAGCAUUUACUGUUGCUUUUUUCACUGCCAGAUGAACUUCUUGCACUAGUUUGAGAUUAUUAACCCCACUCUAGAUUCCUCCUCUCAUGUUUUGCACAUCCCGUGUCCCGGUACCAACCCUCAUCGUCUCUGGUGCAAUACAAACCCAGAUUAUUUCUCGUUAUGUCAAAGUGAUUUUAUUGUUGACAAAUGGAUGUACACAAGCACCAAUGGCCUGGGAUUUUACUUCACCUGUUUCGUUAGCAAUGAGAUAUUAAGACCCUGUAGGCACAGGUGUGAUCUUAGUUACGUCAGCUUUCAGUACGUUAAAAACUAAUUCAAUAAAUGCUCUACUGCCUGUGUUCCCUCUCCUCAAAGAAGCUAAAAAACUAAUUUUAUCACAGCAUUAAAUUUAUCCUGAUUGCAUUAUUCAGUGGAUACACAGGUGGGAGAUGUUUUUCUUUUUUUAAUAAGUUGCAGCACAAAUGUUUACCCUCACUGGGGCUGCACUAACAGCUUGUUGGCUUCUCAGUUGUGUUAAAGAUCAGAGUUGACUGAAUAAACACUAAUUUUAAAUCAGUUCUUCUCCUGCCAUAGGUGGGAAUUCCAGGGGGAUUCUGUGGGUCUAGACCUCUGAAAUUUUUGAGAAUGGAUUUUAAUUCUCCGAGUUACAUUAUAAUUGGUCUAUUCCCCCUGAAUUUCAACUUUUAGACCUGACAUGUUCUGGUUUUAGGUUAAAGCUGUUCUGAAUAAUUUCUAACUACCGUUUAUUUAUUCUUUUAUGUUUGUUACAAUUGUUGCCAUGUUGUCUGAGGGAGAAUAUGAACCUCAGUCCUGUUUGAUAAACUUGGUGCUCUGCUGAUUUUUUUUUUUUUUUAUUGUGGAUUUUAUACUGCCAUUACAGAGGCAAARAAGUGUCUGUAACUGGAUGAAUAAAAAGUCUUUUCAACUAA
Molecule: messenger RNA, 7792 nt
Organism: Austrofundulus limnaeus
Lineage: Eukaryota; Metazoa; Chordata; Actinopteri; Cyprinodontiformes; Rivulidae
Gene: lcorl
Product: ligand dependent nuclear receptor corepressor-like
Exons: 8
Coding region: 63-5660 (1865 amino acids)
Biological process (GO): regulation of transcription by RNA polymerase II
Cellular component (GO): nucleus
Molecular function (GO): DNA binding
Source: RefSeq, a predicted model, not a curated record